AUGUCGAAAAGCUGGUUAUAUCUGGCAAUACCGCCGCUUCUGCUCAUUGCAGCCGCCUUUGUCCUCAUUCAGCUUUUUAUGGAUCUGGAUGAGGACAGCGUCGAUCGCAAGGCCGCGGAACGUCUGACGCUCUAUCGCCAGACGAUCCUGGGAGAGUACCAGAAAUAUCGCUAUCUUCCUUACAUGAUUGCCCGCGAUCCAAGGGCGACAUUCGCUCUUCAGUCCGGGCGGCCAAUUGAAAGUGCAAACCGGUUUCUGCAGGAAAUGGCCGACAAUUCCGGUGCUGACCUGCUCUAUGUCAUGAAUGAAGACGGAACGACGCUCGCAGCAAGCAACUGGCAGGAUGAGCUGUCGCUUGUCGGCCAGAAUUAUGGCUUUCGUCCAUAUUUCAAAUCCGCGAUCAAGGGAGAAGAGGGGCAGUUUUUCGCGAUCGGGGCAACGCUGGGUGAACCCGGUCUGUUUCUGGCACGGCCAACGCCGGUAUCGGGCAAGCCGAUCGGAGCGGCCGUGGUCAAAGUGGACAUGCGUCCUCUCGAGGCAGCUUGGGCUGAAGGCGGGGAAACGGUCUUUGCAUCUGAUGAAAACGGCGUGAUUUUUCUCUCAAGCCGGCCGGAAUGGCGCUACCGUACGCUGUCCGAAUUGCCGCCCGGCGUGCGCCAGACGAUCAAUACGACACGGCAAUAUGCCUCGCAAAGCCUUCUCCCGGUCAGCGAUCAGCCGGUCAUUUCAAGUGAACUGGUUACGAUUGACGGCAAUAUGUUCAGGCACAAAUCUGCAGAGGUCGGUUUGCUUGGCUGGACCUUGCAUUUUCUUGUGCCGGUGGAAGAAACGCGCAAAAGCGUAUUGCCGAUCUGGGCGGUUACCAUCACGCUUUGCCUGGUCUAUGUGGUCAUCCUGCUGGUUCUGCGUGGCCGUCGGCUGCGCAAGACCUCGGUCCAGCUGCGCCAGGAAUCGGCGGACCUGAAGGAACUCAACACGCGACUCGUGGGCGAGAUCCAGGAGCGCCGCAGGAUCGAACGGGAAUUGCUGGAAGCACAGCGCGGUCUGGCGCGAUCCAACCGCCUCGCUGCUGUCGGCGAAAUGUCGGCAGCCGUAGUUCACGAACUGAGCCAGCCGCUUUCCGCGCUACGGAUGUUCGUUGCAGGAACCCGCAAGUUUCUGGACAAGGGCGAUACCGGGACCGCUGUUGAGAACCUCAAGGAAAUCGAUGGUAUCCAGCUGCGCAUGGCAAACCUCACCCAGGAACUGAAACGCUUCGCUCGUCCGGGAGAAAGCCGGAUCGAGAAAAUCGACCUGAGGGAAAGUAUCCGGACAGCGGAAAAGAUUGUCCGGCCACGCUUUGAGGAAACGGGUGUUUUCCUGAAAAUGGAGCUGCCGGACACUGCGCUUGAAACCGAAACCGCCCCCUUGCGGGUAGAGCAGAUCCUGGUGAACCUCCUGCGCAACGGCGCCGACGCGGCUGCGGCGGAAGGAGAAGGUCAAGUUCGGUUGAUUGCGCAGCUGAUUGACAAUGAAAUCAGGUUGGAGAUCUCCGACAACGGACCCGGUAUCCCGGAAGACUUGCGUGAACGGAUUUUCGACCCGUUUUUCUCCACGAAGACGAGUUCUGGAGGGAUGGGUCUUGGCCUGGCAAUCUCCAUGCGCCUUGCCGAGGACCUCGGAGGCAGCUUGUCUGUAAGGACAGAAACGCCUAAAGGAGCUGUGUUCGAGCUGACGCUGCCUGCAAUUGAAAGCGGAAUGAGGCCGUCAAGCCAGACCCAGGACAUGGAUAACGAAGCCGCAGAAUGA
Molecule: messenger RNA, 1788 nt
Organism: Effrenium voratum
Lineage: Eukaryota; Dinophyceae; Suessiales; Symbiodiniaceae
Source: the annotation of a GenBank genome assembly